Messenger RNA from Acyrthosiphon pisum (pea aphid), 1751 nucleotides. RefSeq lists its product as uncharacterized. NCBI's taxonomy places the organism in Eukaryota, Metazoa, Arthropoda, Insecta, Hemiptera, Aphididae. The transcript has a single exon. The record is from RefSeq and is a predicted model, not a curated record. Gene Ontology annotation, molecular function: protein binding. The coding region runs from base 206 to 1390 and encodes 394 amino acids.
GAUCACACGCCGUAUUGUCAAUAAUAUUUUCAUCAUUGAACAUUGUUAUCCAUCGCGAUUUGUUAAUAUUGUUAUAGUGAACCCGAGGCGGUUCACCGUUUUACCGGUACAUAUUCUUAAAUUUCUCGAGUGAUCAUUUCGAGAUUUCGUUAACUUACGCGUUACGACUGUACGUUUGAAGCGGACGUCGUCAUACACCGAAAAAAUGUACCCAGUACCCAGCAUGGCAAAAAUGGCGUACUACGCGUGCAACAACAUCGAACGUGACAAGUUUGAAUUGCUGGACACACCUGACAUCGGUAUAAGAAAUUGUUGCGAGUCGCUGUUGGACUUAUUCAAAGCCGACAAAAUCCAAGACGAGCACAACGAUAGGCAGACAAUGUUCAGGCGGUCUCAGUUCGCCAUCAAUGACGAUAUGUUUAAACACAUAUGCGAGAAGGCAGUGUUCAACGGGCACAUCGAUUGCCUGAAACUAGCACACGAGAUUGGCGUCCCUUGGGAGACCGUGCCUGGAUGGACCAGUUUCAGAGGUAAGGCGUGUGAUCUGGCGGCGGGAUCAGGCAAUAUGGAAUGUCUAAGGUACGCCUUUGAAAACGGGUGCCCCUGGGACGAGUGUACGUGCAUCAACGCAGCGUCUAACGGUCACCUGGAGUGCCUGGCUUACGCACGGGAAAACGGGUGCCCUUGGGACGAGAAUACAUGCAGCAAUGCAGCGUCUAACGGUCAGCUGGAAUGCCUGAAAUACGCACGUAAAAACCGGUGCCCUUGGGACGAGCGUACGUGCAGCAGCGCAGCGUCUAACGGUCAGCUGGAGUGCCUGAAAUACGCACGGAAAAACGGGUGCCCCUGGAAUAAGCGUACGUGCAGCAGCGCAGCGUCUAACGGUCAGCUGGAGUGCCUGAAAUACGCACGGAAAAACGGGUGCCCCUGGAAUAAGCAUACGUGCAGCGACGCCGCGUUGAAUGGUCAACUGGAGUGCCUGAAACAUGCACGAGAAAACGGGUGCCCCUGGAAUAAGCGUACGUGCAGCGACGCCGCGUUGAAUGGUCAACUGGAGUGCCUGAAAUAUGCACGAGAAAACGGGUGCCCCUGGGACGAGCAUACGUGCAGCAGCGCUGCGUCUAACGGUCACCUGGAGUGCCUGAAAUAUGCAAGGGAAAAUUGGUGCCGCUGGGACGCGUUUACGUGCAUCAGAGCAACGGUUAAUGGUCGCCUGGAGUUCCUGAAAAACGCACGGGAAGACGGGUGCUGCUGGGACGGGCAUACGUGCAGCAACGCGGCGUUUAACGGUCACCUGGAGUGCCUGGAAUACACACGGGAAAACAUGCGCCCCUGGACGUGCAGCAGCGCAGCGUCUAACUGUCACCUGGCGAGCCUGAAAUACGCAUGAGAAGACGGGUGUUGCUGGGACGGGCAUACGUGCAGCAACGCAGCGUACCAUUACCAGUUUGAAUGUCUCGUGUACGCCUACGAGAGAGGGUGUAAGUGGGACGUUUUAAGUUUAUUUUAUAGGUCAAUAGACAGCCAAUCGAAAUUCGCUAAAUACGCCCGCGAAAUAUGGUCACGGGAGGCCCAUAGCGCUUUCGUAUCGUCGACGAUUGAACUCAAGUAAUAUCACAACAUUUUUUUUUACCCGUUUUUUUAUUAUGAAUUUAUGAUACGAGUUCUUUGCGAUCUUUGUAUAUAAAGCAAAUGUUUGAUAACUAAUAUAUUUUUAAAGUUGUACAAUACAUUUUUUUUUUUUUAAUGUA